This is a messenger RNA of Cyclopterus lumpus (lumpfish), 531 nucleotides long. It is a transcript of the gene lypd6, whose product is annotated as LY6/PLAUR domain containing 6. The transcript has 4 exons. Gene Ontology annotation, molecular function: acetylcholine receptor inhibitor activity. Gene Ontology annotation, biological process: positive regulation of canonical Wnt signaling pathway. The record is from RefSeq and is a predicted model, not a curated record. Lineage: Eukaryota; Metazoa; Chordata; Actinopteri; Perciformes; Cyclopteridae. Bases 1 to 531 code for a protein of 176 amino acids.
AUGAUGGAGGCCUGGCCAACGGUGGCCUGGAUGCUGCUCAUGACCAACGCUGCUGAUUGGCUGAAAACGGUCCAGUCACGGGACUUCUCCAUCACGGACAUCAUCCGGCUGCAUCCCUCAACUACACCUCAUCCUGGCGGCUUCAAGUGCUUCACGUGUGAAGAUGCCGCAGACAACUAUGAGUGUAACCGCUGGGCGCCAGAUGUUUACUGUCCAAAAGAUGCCAGAUACUGUAGCGCGCUCCACGUGAUGGAUAACCACGGCGCCAGUGUGUCUGUGACCAAGCGCUGCGUGGCCCUGGAAGACUGUCUGCUUCCCGGCUGCGAUGACGUCCCCGAUAGCGGCCAUCAGAUGUGCUCGUCCUGCUGCGAGGGGAACAUCUGUAACGUGGUGGUGCCGAGGAACGCCAGCAGCUCCAUCUUCUCCUCGACUUCUCCUCUGGCCAGCUCCGGCAGGAGGUUCCUUCCUGCGCCGCUGAGCUACUACAUCAUGGUCAUGGUCAUGGUCAUCUCUACAGCUGGACACUUUUGA